This is a messenger RNA of Chanos chanos (milkfish), 717 nucleotides long. RefSeq names its product amphiregulin (gene areg). The transcript has 5 exons. Gene Ontology annotation, biological process: positive regulation of cell population proliferation; positive regulation of mitotic nuclear division; epidermal growth factor receptor signaling pathway. The coding region runs from base 1 to 717 and encodes 238 amino acids. NCBI's taxonomy places the organism in Eukaryota, Metazoa, Chordata, Actinopteri, Gonorynchiformes, Chanidae. The record is from RefSeq and is a predicted model, not a curated record. Gene Ontology annotation, molecular function: epidermal growth factor receptor binding; growth factor activity.
AUGAGAUCUCUCCUGUUGUUCUGCCUGCUGUGUUUAGUGUUCUGUGGAUAUGUUGAGUCUAUUGGCUCGGUUGGGACUUUCUCCACAGCACUGAGUCAUGUGAUAGGGAUGUCAUCGUCGGGGGAGGGGCUUCAGAGUGCAGUGGGAGAUGAAGUGGAGUUUGAAGAUGAUGAUGAUGAAGAUCUGUCAGGAGGAGUUCAUGCUGAAAAUACUCUACCCAAAGUUCAGCAUCAGUUUAAAGGAGGAGAACACGGAAAAGGCAGGAAAAAAGGGAGGAAGCACAAAGGGAACAAGAGGCACAGGACGAACGGCACCACUGCCUACACCCCCAGUCAGAGACACCACACACACAGCCCCAGCACCACCACACAGGACCCCUGCAGCUCCACCCACCAGGACUACUGCAUCCAUGGACACUGUGUGUAUAUGGAAAACCUAAAGGAGCCCAUCUGUAUCUGUAUGAAGGGUUAUGACGGAGAGCGGUGUGGGCUCCACUUGCUGAAGACAGGACAGAAGGAAACAGAUCAAAGCAGUGCUGAACUGGUCCAAAUGGUUCUGGUCGUCAUCGCUGUGGUUUUAUCUGUGAUCAGCUGCUGUGCUAUCGCCCUCAUGAUCUGUGUUCAGUAUAAAACACACCGCAGCUUCCAAGCAGCUUACUUAAGUCCCAGUGAUCAGAAUGAGAAACUCCAAAAACCCACCAACAAUGUCAUGGUGUGA